GUUAUUGGAGUGUCAUGCCCCUUUGCACACACUCACCUUCAUUUUGCAUUAGGUCCGUGUCGGAGGUGAACCCGACCUCUAGUCUGGAAUCCUUAUGAAUCUAGCUUGGAAGAGCAAUUCUUCCCGCUUUGAGGAGUAAGAUCGGUUCCUGUUAGGUUGUUUCCAUUGGUUAAUACGACACUUGAUGAUGCAAUAUCAUUCUGUGUAUUAGCUUUUGGAAAUAUCUCCUGUUGAUUCCGAAAGGAUAAAUGGUUGAGAAGGCCUAAUGCCCUUUAGGAAAACAUGUAUUGGCUUUAAAGAGAUACCAAUCCUAGGACAUGUUUCUCUUAGCAUCCCACCCGUGAGGUUAGGGAUCCCAUGUCUAAGACACAAAGGGGCAUUUUACUUCACUAACCUUGUCUCCGCAUAUGACAGGUUUUCAUUUUUAUAGACAUUUGAGGUAUGAUUAGUUAUUCAUCUUCUGCAUUUAAACAUCAUUCUUGAGGUUAGUUCAAAAACAAGUGCAUAAAAAUGAAAAUGAAAAUUUCAUUCACAUGCAUUUUGCACUGCAUUUCACAUUUAAAAAAAAAAAAAAACAAAAAGAAAAAGAAAUGGAGGUUCUUCAAAGAUAAAUUCAUGAAAAAUCCAUCUUUUAGACAUCAAAAUAAUUUGAGCACAUGAUUUUGGAGCAUCACAUCAUCCAUUUUCUCCAAGUAUCACACCAUUCACUUUUUUUUCAAGCUUCAUAGCAUUGGCUCUUUUUCAAAGGAAUAGUAUGCCAACCUAAUGGUUGAAAUAGUGAAUCAUCAACUUCUCCUUUGAGACUUGUUUGGCAUAUUCAAUGAAGAAAAAUGCAUGCUUUAGGAUACAACUCCACAUACAUUAUCACUUUAGAGCAUAUUCAUGUUCCUUCAUCAUUCAUCUAUUGUUUAGCAUCCAUGUUUAUUUCUUUUCUUGCAUUCCCAUAAUCUUGCUUGAUUCUCUGCCUUCAACAAUUGAAAUAUGGGUUCAUACAUGGUCAAGCGCGAUUCUUCGUCAAUCAAGACACUUUUGCGAUAUUCAUCCGUGGAGAAAGCUUUGACCAACAAAGGAUUCAGGAGAUCUUCAAUUGCAAGCAUUUUCUCCAUUGUGGAUAAUUGCCAAGUCAAGAACCGAAAGCGGCCUCGAAGAUCAAAAGCUCAAGCACAUCACACUUCAUGUUGCUCCAACAAUCAAGGACAAGAAUGGAACUUCUCAUUAGACAAUUGUGCUUUGAAAGAUCUAGGAGUCAGAUUUUACUAGGGAAUUGAAUGCUACCAUCUUGAUGUACUUAGUGUGAUGUACUAGGCUUUUACUUUGUAAUGAAUGACCAUCUUUGUAAUGCAUGUUGAACUACUUGUAAGUGUCUUUUCUAUAGCCCUUGGAGUCUAUGGAAAUCUCAAGACGUUCAAAGAUAUUUUGCUUCAUUCGAGGCUCCUUAAGGAUUGGAAAUCAACAAUGUGUGAAUCCAUAUAGCAACUGUUGAAGCACUAAAUCAUGCAAAAUUAUGGGAUGACUUCUAACAUUAUUCUGACUUUGUUUAUUUUUCUUUUACUUUUGUUUGUAGGUUUCAUAAACUACUACAAAAACAAAAAAAAAGGGGGAGGCAUGACAGUCUCCUUAUGUUUUCUCUCUCUUUGGAGCAAUACAUCAUCCAUCUAGAAGGCGACCUCAACAUGCUUGUAUAAACUCACCAAGAUAUGAGGUUGAAGUGGACUUACACACGAGACUUGUGGAUUUAGAUUCAAUGAAUGAGGGGCAAAUCUAGGACAUGGGAAAUUCAAGUAUUAUUGCUCCUAGGGAUGAACCCCUAUUUGACAUGAUCAUUACUUCUACCUUGGGGGCACUUUGGCCAAUUGGACAGUCA
Messenger RNA from Rubroshorea leprosula, 1864 nucleotides. The record is from the annotation of a GenBank genome assembly. Lineage: Eukaryota; Viridiplantae; Streptophyta; Magnoliopsida; Malvales; Dipterocarpaceae.